Molecule: messenger RNA, 740 nt
Organism: Cydia pomonella (codling moth)
Lineage: Eukaryota; Metazoa; Arthropoda; Insecta; Lepidoptera; Tortricidae
Exons: 5
Coding region: 128-682 (184 amino acids)
Molecular function (GO): protein binding; serine-type endopeptidase inhibitor activity
Source: RefSeq, a predicted model, not a curated record
CGGGAUUUAAGUCGAGUGACUUGCGCCCGCGGCUCUUUUAUAGCCAUACCCGCAGCCCGGACCUGUCAGAAGCGGACGACACUCGCGCUGAGCGGACGAACUCAUAAAAUUGUUAUAAUAAACAAUCAUGAAGCCGCUGUGCAUAAUUUUUGUAAUCGCUAUCUCCAGCGCCAUGGCGAUGCAGAUCAGGCCUAAACGGCAGUCCACCCAGUCUGAAGACACAAACGACUUGGAAGACCGCUACGGUUGGCAGGCACAGGGCAGACCACAGUGGAACCGGUUUCCGGGACAGAACCAAUUCCCUGGACAAAACCAAUUCCCGGGACAAAACCAAUUCCCUGGACAGCAGGGCCAAUUUCCGGGACAGGGGCAGUUCCCAGGACAAGGACAAUUCCCAGGACAGGGCCAAUUUCCGGGACAAGGGCAGUUUCCGGGACAGGGACAGUUCCCUAACCAAAACCAGCAGUCGACCGUAUCUCCGAAUAGCAACACCGCAAGCCAGGACCAGUGCAUCAGCACGUGCCCCGUGACGGCGGAGUACAACCCGGUGUGCGGCACCAACAUGGUGCAAUAUGCCAACCCGGGGCGGCUGGCAUGCGCCCAAUCGUGUGGCGUCAAUGUGUCCUUGCUGAGGUCAUCGCCGUGCCCGACGACAACUACCGCUGCGCCAGCACUAGCUUAGAUGCAAUCUCGAGUACCUUAAGUUACUGACUGAAUUGAUUAAAUCGUAGUUUUCUAAA